AUGAUUAAUCUUGAGCUUUGUGACAUGAUUAAUCAGGACAAGAUCAAUAGUGUUGAUUUGAUACGUGGGAUAAAGAAGCGGAUCAUGUUGAAGAGCCCUAGGGUUCAGUACUUGGCUUUGGUGUUGCUUGAGACUGUUGUUAAGAAUUGUGAGAAAGCAUUUUCGGAGGUUGCAGCCAAGAGGGUGCUUGAUGAGAUGGUGAAGCUGAUUGAUGAUCCUCAGACUGUUGUUAAUAAUCGGAACAAGGCUCUGAUGAUGAUGGAAGCAUGGGGGGAGUCUUCUAAUGAGCUCCGGUAUUUGUCUGUUUACGAAGAGACAUACAAGAGCUUGAAAUCAAGAGGUAUAAGAUUCCCAGGUCGUGAUGAUGAGAGUUUGGCUCCUAUAUUUACUCCUCCUCGUUCAGUCUCCGCUUCAGAAUCAAAUGUUAGUCUUGCCCAACAAAUUAAUCAUGAGAUUCCUGUGCAAACCUUUUCUGUUGAGCAAACAAAGGAAGCUUUUGACGUCAUACGAAAUAGUAUUGAGCUUCUUACCACUGUUAUAUCAUCUUCACCGCAACAAGAUGCUUUGAAGGUACUUUUUAUUCAUGAUGAUGACUUGACAGCCACACUUGUGCAACAGUGUAACCAGUCCCAAUUUACUGUGCAGAGAAUCAUUGUGACCGCUGGGGAUAAUGAGGCCUUGCUCUUUCAAGCCUUAAAUGUGAAUGAUGAAAUUCAGAAAGUCCUAUCCAAGUACGAAGAAAUGAAUAAAUCCUCAGAGAUUCCCCGGGAGCCAAAACCUACAAUGAUAUCUAUUGCUGUUGUGCCUGAUGAAUUGCCUCGUUUAAGCUAA
This is a messenger RNA of Ilex paraguariensis (yerba mate), 831 nucleotides long. The record is from the annotation of a GenBank genome assembly. NCBI's taxonomy places the organism in Eukaryota, Viridiplantae, Streptophyta, Magnoliopsida, Aquifoliales, Aquifoliaceae.